CUCAAGAGGGUUUUGCAGUAAAGCGCCCUUCUUCUUCCAAAACCCCCGCCCCCCCAAACUCUCCCUCGGGGAAUUGAGAAUGGAAGGCAGAUCGUACCAGAGGUUUCCGACAGUGAAGAUUCGCGAGCUGAAGAACGACUACGCCAAGUUCGAGCUCCGCGACACUGAUGCCAGCAUAGCCAACGCGCUGCGGCGCGUAAUGAUAGCCGAGGUUCCCACUAUCGCCAUUGACCUAGUGGAGAUCGAGGUGAACUCUUCCGUCUUGAACGACGAGUUCAUAGCUCACCGACUCGGUCUGAUUCCACUCACCAGCGAGCGAGCCAUGAGCAUGCGCUUCUCACGUGACUGCGAUGCCUGUGAUGGCGACGGCCAGUGCGAGUAUUGCUCCGUCGAGUUUCAUCUGAGAGCCAAAUGCCUCAAUGAUCAAACCCUAGAUGUCACCAGCAGGGAGCUCAUCAGCUCUGAUCCAUCUGUUGUCCCCGUUGAUUUCGCCAGUCCAUCCUCGGAAUAUGAUAAUGCCGAGAACAGGGGAAUUAUGAUAGUGAAACUACGCCGGGGGCAAGAGUUGAGGCUGAGAGCUAUAGCUCGGAAAGGUAUUGGCAAGGAUCAUGCCAAAUGGUCACCUGCAGCAACUGUUACAUUCAUGUAUGAACCUGAGAUUUAUAUCAAUGAAGAUAUGAUGGAGAAAUUAACACUUGAGCAGAGAAUGAGUGUGGUUGAAAGCAGUCCUACCAAAGUCUUUGACAUUGAUGCCAAAACUGGACGGGUUGUUGUGGUUGAUCCAGAGGCAUAUACCUAUGAUGAUGAGGUGAUCAAGAAAUGUGAAUCCUUGAAUGCGCCGGGGCUUGUAGAGGUACAUCCCAAGGAAGACAGUUUCAUUUUCACGGUUGAGUCCACUGGUGCAAUUAAAGCUUCUCAGCUGGUUCUUAAUGCUAUCGACAUUCUGAAGCAAAAGCUGGAUGCAGUUCGCUUGUCGGAGGACACUGUGGAGGCUGAUGAGCAGUUUUUGGAAUUGGAUGCACAUAUGCGGGGCGGCUGAUCGUUGUGUUACAUGGAGCACUGACCAACUUAGUUUUGUAAAUUCUGUUGUUUAAUUUUGUCAUUUAUCAAUUAAUGCACCAGAAAGUCGAUGAUCCAUCAUCAGUCAUCAAAUUUCUGUAGUUAUGAGCGCAGCACCCAGGGGGUACCUCUAAGCUUUAUGAUGUUCACUGUCUGAAGUUGUUUGUCUAGACUGUAGAAUGUUAAAGUUGUAAUUUCAUUUAGUGAUUUUGCGCUGCAGUGCGUCCUUCCACAGUUUCUCUGAUAUUCCAUGAAUUUCUUUGGUGCAAAA
This is a messenger RNA of Coffea eugenioides, 1330 nucleotides long. Its product is annotated as DNA-directed RNA polymerases II, IV and V subunit 3-like. Gene Ontology annotation, biological process: DNA-templated transcription. Bases 80 to 1039 code for a protein of 319 amino acids. Gene Ontology annotation, molecular function: DNA binding; DNA-directed RNA polymerase activity; protein dimerization activity. The transcript has 3 exons. Gene Ontology annotation, cellular component: RNA polymerase II, core complex. The record is from RefSeq and is a predicted model, not a curated record. NCBI's taxonomy places the organism in Eukaryota, Viridiplantae, Streptophyta, Magnoliopsida, Gentianales, Rubiaceae.